AUGUCCUUUUACAGCCCAACCACCGUCCUGGUGGGAAUCCUCCUCCUCUACCUCUCCUCCUUCAUUCUUUUCGCCAUCGUUCGCAUCGGCACCGGCGUCUCCAUUCAACGAAUCGGUUACUUCUCCCUCCGACGCAUCGCAUAUGCACCCCGGGAAGGCGUCCAGAUUGAUCUCCGCGGGCUAGGCUUGUCCUUCCAUCGACCGUCUUUCUCCCAGCCGACAUGGAUUAGUCUCCGCUUGACAGAGCUCAAGGUGACCGUGGACCUCAGAGCCUUGAGAGACAGUGAGGAGAGAGCGCAUCGAAAUGAUGCUUCGCCGUCGCAAACCCCGCCGCCCAAUGGAUCUCCACGCAUCCCGCAUCCCGAUGCCAACUCCGGCUCGACUCGAGGCUCCUCGUCCAGAUCGCGGAGCGAGACCUGGAAGAAAUUGACCCGGUUGAAAGAGCGAAUCAAGCGACUGCAUCGCCAGAUCCACUGGCUGGCCAUGAUCGAUCUGGUCGCGGUCAACACCACCGUCCACCUGGUCGAUGUGGGCCAGAUCCAGGUUGGGUCAUUGAGCAUGGCAGUGGAUACAAGGCGCAAGAUGGUUGAAAGGGGCCGACUCUUUCGCCACAAGAAGGAUCAAUCUCGGGAAUUACGGCCCGCAGAAUGGAUGAUGACCGUCCGGAAUAUUCUGCUGGCUGUGGAUGGCCGUGAACCGAUGGAGCUGCUGGAUAAUUUGCAACUCAAUAUUCAUGGCCACAUGUAUCGAGACUUGGAAGGCUUGAGGGACACCUCGGUCGCGAUCAGAGUCGGGAGACUCCACAUCCCCUAUGAUGAUCUAAUGAUCCUGUCGCAGAGAAUCAGAGAGUUUAAAAAGGCACAGCCCAAAGCGGAGCCGAGCAGUGAGACCGACGACGAGAUAUCGUUUGCGGACUUCGUAGAAGAGCUCGAUCGGCCUGGAUCGCGGGAGGAGGCCAUCGUUCAGACGGUUGCCGAUUCUAAGGAAUUCGUCAGCUCCAUCCUACGCGGCAUAGAGGACAUUCAGGUUGCCCUGAGCUUCUUCAGAGUAUCCCGUUCACUCUCUUCUCUUUCUGCUGCCCCGAAGGAAACGCAACUCAAUCUCGUCACGCAUGAAAUCGGCAUUGACCUGCACCGCAUGAACCCUAAUACACCGGCUCACCGGAUGUAUUUCCAGCGUAAUGACGUUGCUCACCAGGCGUUGUUGGCCGCCAUUUCGCUCUCUGUUAGUCUGGACGACAGUUCCGGAGAGACGAAUAGGCUUCUGUAUGUCCCCAUGGCCACGACAACCAUCAAGACGACAUUGCCUUCCAAGACCGUCAACUUCUCCGAUCAGCACGCCCCGGCCGAGAGGAACACCAACGUCUUGUUUGCCAAUCUGGUGAUUACUUCCCCUUCUCUCGACCUGGAGCCGCGCCAUGUCUCCCAAGUCCUGCGUUUGGCUGAGGCAAGAGCGUCCUCAGAGCGUGGUGGCAAGAAACGAGACAACCAUCAGAUCAUCUCUCGCCUACUGCCUAAAGCGAGCAUCAAGCUCUCGGUGCAUGAGCCCGUGGUGCGAUUUGUUCUUCCAAUCCCCAAUGACGCCGCUGUUGAUCCUGGCGACUACAACCUGUUAAUCUCUUCGAUCUCCUCCAUAUCACUAGAUAUUGAAUCCUCUCAUUCCGCAGAAGCUGGUAUCCAGUACUCUUUAUCGUCCACCUACCGAGUCUCUUCACACCAGUUGUAUUAUCAGACCCCGGCUGGUGUCAAGUAUAACCUUAUCAACACGCAGAACUUGGAAGUCAGGGUCCAUCUGAUCGCCACUCCCGAGUUGUGUGUGUUCGUGUCGGGGAACCUGAACUCAUUCUCUGUCCACAUGGUCAAUGGAGACGUGAAUCGGGGGAUCCGACAGGUCAUCGAGCAGGUCCGAACACACAUGAAGCCGAAAAGGCUCGCCAGGCCGACUGUGGAACAGAAGCCCAGUCUACUAAGACGUCUUCCGCCCUGGCUUUCCCGAGUCCAGUUCGAAGCCACAGAGCUCAAUUUUGAGGUUGCCGGUGCCGCUCCUGGCGAGUCCACGACUACACGCGGAAUCGCGCUGCAGCUGGAAUCGUGGACUGCCGACUAUCGAGCCCAGAAGACGGAGCCAAUUAAGCACCCAGCAAGACGACGCACGCCAAGUCAUUCUACGGUUGGGGAUGACCAUACCUUUCGGUUUCCCCCGACAUCGCCUCCCAAGAGAGCCCCAAAUGGUCGUGCGGAUGGCCGAAGGUUGGCUAUACACCUGCGUGGGCUCGAAGGCUUCGCUAUCGAAUCAGAGGAUUAUAUGGAACCAGAGUCUUUUCUCUCUCUUCCCCGGUGCGAAGUGGCGCUGAGCACACAGAGUGACCUCCAGGGACCAAUCUUUCACGUCAACUCGGUUCUCAGAGCACUUUACCUUGAAUUCUCCCUGUACAGAUACUAUUCUCUUGGGACAGCUGUGUCUGUCCUUCGGGAGACCUUUAUGCCUACACCUGCGGAAAAGAAAGAGCCGAGUACGAGCGACUAUCAAUUCAAGAAUUUCGCAGGCACUUCACUCCAGGCCCCGCCCCCACCACCGCAUCGCGCUGAGCUUACCACCGUCGAUGUCCGAGCCAGUCUCGUACAGAUCAAGGGUAUUAUGCCUUCUGAUCCCCCCGGCUGCCACCGUUGGUCUGCUCCCUUCAUGAGAUGUCACCUGGCGCGUCUGCAUGUUGAAGCGCCAAGGCUCAAAGGAAUCUGGGCGCGGGUGGUGAGCAUGAAUAGUGUUAGGCUCGACCUGCGAGAGGGUAAGAGGACGCCAGGUCGCGAUUCCAAAGAAGAGAAAUCACUGGACGUAUCAGCGGAUUUCAUUCGGCUGGGCGUUCCUCAUCACAUGGUCAUGCACCAUGUCUUCGACAACAUCACCAACACUUUCAAAGCUCUGCAGCAGCUCCAUCACCGGUUCAAGACGAAUUCGGGUGAGGACAUACUGGAAAAAGAGCCGGAAGGCCCCAAGAAAGUACCUCGUAUAUCGUUACGUAGCAGAGCUUUACUGUUCCAGCUCGAAGACGAUGCUUUCGAAUGGAAGCUCGGCUGCAUCUAUCGUGCGGGCCUAAUCGAGCAGAGGCACCGCCUAGCGCGGGAGGAAGCUUUCCGUCUGAAAUCUCAGAAGCUUAAGGACGCGGAUCAACGGCGGGCGUCUUCGCGAUUCCGAGCGCAGUCAAGCCACCCCGAUUCUUACUUUGACCGUAAGAGUGAUGACAGGAGAAGAAGCACAAGCGCCGAUGGCAGACUGCCCAGAGGAUCGUUCGAAUCUCGCGGCCGACAGGGGCGAUGCCGGUAUGAUGCGGAAGGGUAUGCUAAUAUUUCUUCGUCUGCGAAAGUGUCGACAACGGAGGCAUGGCAGCGAUUACAGGAGUACAACGCUCGAAGCUGGAAGAGGAAAAUCGAUGCGGCAAUGCAGUUCCAGAACAAAUCGAUUCAAGAGAUCAGGAAUCUCUUCGCCGGCGCGGACGAACCGCCGGAAGAUGUUGAGGAUGACGAAACCAUCUUGGCCAUUCCGGAUAGGCCUGGUCUGAUGUCGACACUCAUCAGCGACGUGCACCUCGUGAUUGACAAGCCCACAUUCCCAUUGAACGAAUAUCCUAAAUUCCUCCAUGAGAUCGGAAAGGGGAUGCCAUUGGAUAUGCAAUACUCUUUGCUCGUCCCCAUGAGCAUCCAACUGGAUAUGGGAGAAGCUCGGGUGACGUUGAGAGAUUAUCCGUUAG
Molecule: messenger RNA, 3745 nt
Organism: Rasamsonia emersonii CBS 393.64
Lineage: Eukaryota; Fungi; Ascomycota; Eurotiomycetes; Eurotiales; Trichocomaceae
Exons: 2
Source: RefSeq, a predicted model, not a curated record